GCAGUAUCGACAUAACUACGCGACGCAGUGACAAGUGCAUGGCGUUAUUGAUUUUUUUGGGGUGCAUUUUAUUGUGUUUUGUUUGUUCAUUUGUUGAGUAAAUUGUUGUCAUUUUAAUUCUUUCGACCCAUUGAGACCCCCACAGCCACUCCAGGCGUCCAAUUGACUGUGUCGCGAGUGGAAUUUCAGCGGCAAAAUAUGUGAUUAAGUGCGAGUUGAGAGUGACCAAGAAAUUUUGCACUGGGCGGGGCACAGAGUGUUAUUUUUUGCAUUUUUCGCGCAUUUCUCGUGGUGAGAAGACGUCCGGAUCAGGACAAAGUGGUGGUAUUUGUGGUUAAGUGUUGAGAUUGCCUUCCAAAAUGAUUGCAUUUCGUGAAAUUUUGCUGGUGUUUGUCAUUCUUGAUGGUGUCGUGAGCCAAUUUCAGCCCCACUUGGAAAUUCUGCCAAUGCAAUCGGUCCAGCGGAAGCCCGUGGGAAAAUCCCUGAUGCUCACUUGUCGACCAAAUGUGCCAGAUGUUAACUUGGUGUCGGAUCUUCAAUGGAAAGAUGAUCAGAACAUGACGGUUCUGCCUAAACCACCCGGGCAACAACCUCCGCCCAUGUAUACUGAAGUCUUGCCGGGUGAUCAGAGUUUGGCAUUAUUAAUUCCCGUGCUGACGGAUACAAUGGCUGGAACUUAUUACUGUACAGCUUCGUAUGCAAAUACCGAGCUGAUGGUGCAAUCUGUAAGGAUUGAAACUUAUGUUGCUAUUACGUGGAAAGAUGCCCCUGAGAAUCAAUAUCCAAUUUUGGGAUCAGAUUAUGUGGUUAAGUGUGAGGUAACGGCAAGACCAUCUCCGUCUAUUGAUUGGCUAAGGAAUGGUGAUCCCAUUAAGACAGGAGAGAGAUAUGUUGUGAGAACUCAUGGGCUUUUAAUUCGAAAUGUUGAGGAAGCCGAUGAUGGCAUUUAUACCUGUCGAGCAGCUGUUAUUCAAACUGGUGAGCUCGUUGAGCGAAAUAUUCGUGUUGAAGUGCAAAUCAAGCCUCAGGUCUAUGGCCUUCCGAGUGUCCUGGAGACUGUUGAGGGCCAGAGUUUCUCAACAUUUUGCAAUGCUACUGGAAAACCCGUCCCUGAAUUUACUUGGGUUAAAUCCAUUGACCAACGCAAUGUUGCCAAUGCAGAUCGUUUCAUUGUCAAUUCUAUUACGGGUCAAAUGAAUAUUUUGACCGUUGACAAGGAUGACUAUGGAUACUAUACAUGCAUUGCCAAGAAUGCAGCUGGAGUAUCGGAGGCCAAGACCCUCUUGGACGUCGUUAUUCGGCCGAGGAUCUACGAAUUGUGGAAUACAACAGUGGCGGUAAAAGUUGAAGGACAACUGCUAUGCAAGGCGACAGGAAGACCUCCGCCACUCAUCACAUUCCGUCGUUGGGGCUCCACGGAGGAAUUAGUGCCUGGACCACAGCCAAAUGACGAUCGUAUAGUGCUCGAGCAGUCAUUUGACGAUGAGAGGGGAGAAUCGAGUGGAACUAUGAGGAUUCUGGAUGUUAAUAGGACAGAUGAUGGGCUUUAUGAGUGUGUGGCGAGGAAUAAGGGUGAAAGUGCAUUCAAAGUCGGUCAUAUUACGGUAGAAUAUCCACCUACUUUUGACUAUAUGAAGACCUUGCCACCGGUAUUCAGCUGGGAAGAGCGCCCAGUCAAUCUGAGUUGUUUGGCCGAAGGUAUUCCCAAUGCUACAAUCGAAUGGCGUCUCAAUGAGCGCCUUAUUACAGAUCUCUAUGAUAGAAAUUUUGAGGUUCAUGGAAGUGGUCCAAGAAGUGAUUUAAUUGUCACUCCUAUCGACAAUCACUACUAUACAGCUUACAAAUGUAUUGCGAGCAAUCGUUUGGGACGCAGUGAACAUAUAAUGCAACUCAAAUUGGCCAGAAUCCCAGAUGCAAUCCCUCAAGCUAUCCCACGAAUUGUCACAGCCACCAGUAUCACAUUUGACAUCAUUGCUCCACCAGUAGAACUUGGAAUGCCCAUAACAGCCUUUUCAGUGCAAUAUAUUAAAGAAUUGGAUCGCGAUUGGACCUAUGCCUUCAACAGAACAUGGUCCCCAGAUAGUCCCUAUAUCGUAGAGGGUCUUAUGCCCCAGACUACAUACAAUUUCCGUUUUGCUGCGAGGAAUCUGGUGGGAUUGGGUCAGUGGAGUGCAUAUAGGCUACAGUCCACUCCGAGACGAUCUGAGCCUGAACCUCCAAGGCUUCUGCACAAUCCAAUUACAGAUUCGGAGACGGAAGAUGGGGCUGAUCCUAUCGUCAUUUCUCCCUAUGCUGAUCACUUUGAGAUGCGCUGGAGCGUUCCGCCAGACAACGGAGAAUUUAUUGACUUCUACCAGUUGAGAUAUUGUCCGGGCGUCAAAGUGAAUGGUGAAUGGCACGAGACGGGUGAAUUGUGCAUAACUCGAGACAUUCACGCCACCGAGGCAACAACGUACGACAUGAGUAGUCUGCAGGCAGGAACUUACUACAGAACUGAAUUGCGAGCGCACAAUGCCAUCGGAUUCUCGGAGCCGGCCAGUCUCAUGAUAAAGACCGCUCGAGGAAAUUAUUACAACGCACAUUCACUGGGUGCUAAAUUUCAAUGGUCAUCCGCAAUUUUUCACGGAUUCAUUAUCCAGCUCUCAGUUUCAACUCUGGCAGCUGUUCUUGUGCAUCCACAGUAACUGAAAUAUUACCACUUUACAAAUUAUGAUGCUAUUUUCUUGGGAUGGUUUUCUGGUGUGUUGGUGAACGAUUAAUUGAGUAGAAUAUUAUGGUGUAUUCAGAGAGAGAGAGAGCAAAGUAAUGAAAAAAAUUAAUUAGAUGGUGAGAGAAUGUAAAGAUAGCAUUUCUUUUUUAUUCGAAAAUCUCAUUUCAUAGGUCAGAUAAAAUUGUGAAGCACAAAAGUAUGUAGAAUCUCACAAAAGAGAUGUGAAUCUCACUAUCUUUUUAGUAAAUUUUUUACAUUUAAAAAAUGUACAAAAUGAAAAAAAACCAUUUCUCAAAUUUAUUAUUACAAGAAUAAAAUAUGAGAGAAAGAAAUUUGAAAACAUGCUAACCAAAAAGAGAAUUCUUAAGAAACAAAAUCUAUCAAUUUACCGUUAAAUAGGUAUUUUACAAUUUAAUAGUUGAGAGAUACUUCGAGGAUGAUUAGAAGACUUAACGAAUGGAAUUCUUGGUGUUUUGUAUAUUUAAUUCACAGAGAAAUCUCUCGGAUUGAGUGAUGUGUUUAGAAAACACAUGUCUCACUUCUAUUCGCGAGUAUAGUCGAUUUUAAUGUCAAUAGACAGAUUUCAGGAUAAAUAUUUGGAUAUCGGAAACCACGGAUUCUUGUUUCCGAUGCGUGAUAUAAUACAGUACGAUCUAAUUGUACUGCAAAUGACUUACCAAACUUUUUUUUUUCUCCAACUAAUCGUUGAAUUUACUAAUUUCAUUUUUACUACACAGAAAAAUAUAUUUUGUAAAAUUGUUCGUAAAUGUUUGUGAAAUUCUAUGGCAGACUUACGAAAUGCUCGUGAAUCAUAUAACUCUCAAAUAAAUUCGUAAAAUUUUGUACUUUUUCACAAACAUUGUUCGUAAAAUGAUCAUUUGACGAACAUUUUUUGUACAUUUACAAACAUUUGUUCGUAAGUAUUUGUAAACACACAAAAAAUGUUCGUAAAAUUUUGGCAUUUGUUCGUAAAUUUUUGUUUGGCAAAAAUUUACGAACAAAUGACAAAAUUUUACGAACAUUUUUUUGUGUAUUUACGAACAUUUCAACACAUUUAGUUCAACACAUUUUUUCAGUUACACAUUUCAAAUUUACCGCCUCAAAAAUAUUUGCAUUACAUUCAGGGGAAUUUCAAAAUUAAUUAAAAAACUCCUAUGGAAUGCAAAGAUGAAUAGGAUUUCACAAACAUUUACGAACAAUUUUACAAAAUAUUUUUUUCUGUGUAUGAUUAAAAAAAUACUUAGGGGGAAGUGGGGCACCUUUGAAAUUUUAAUUUUUCUCAAAGUGUAUUUGCAUAAUCCCAUUACAGUAGACUCUCGCUAAUUCGGCUCUUUUAAGAUCGGACUACUUUUUAAUUCGGGCAGCAGUUAAAUUUGAAAAAAGUUUCUUGACAUUCUUCAAGUUUGAUUAUGAUUUUAUCAAAUGACGCAAAUAUGCUUAAAAUUUGCCAUGGUUUGUCUUAGUUCUGAUGUGUUUUUGAAUUAUUAAGGGGUUUUCAUGAAAUUUUCCAUAAAAUAUGAUUAUGUAAACUCAAUAUAUGUAUGCAGAUGAAUACAAAAUCGUUGCAUUUAAAAACAUUUGUCGCCCGAAUUUCUCUAAUUCGGGUGACAUUUUGGUCCCAAAUGCCCGAAUUUGUGAGAGUCUACUGUAUAUGCAUAAUGCCCUAGAAACAUUUACGACUUAAGCCGAGAGACGGCUUAAUGUAUUAUAAUCAAAAUAAUGAUUAAAUUACAUUUCCAUCAGUUUCGUACUAAUCCGUUUCUCGACUCAAACCAAGAUAUGGCUCAGUUAGUGGAGAACUGAUAAGAAUUUAGUCAAAUCAUUAUUUUGAUUAUAAUUACGUUGAGUCGUCUUUCGGCUUAAGUCGUAAGCGUACCUAGGGCAUAAUUCCGAGACCCCCUUGUAUUAAAGACGCGUUUUAAAUGUCUUUAUACAAAAAGAGCAUUAACUAGUAACAAAUGAAAACAUAUUAAUUUCACAAAGUGAGACCUUACAAAUUUUAAGCGACGUUUUCAAAAUUAUUGCUGACCUUUAAAGAUAAGUACCUAGUACCUGGCAUUUUAUAUUAUUUCCCAAAUAGGUUCAAAAUUAUUUCAAUAGACAGUUUUUCGAAAGAGGAUUUAAUUUAAUUACGAAAAUAAAAUUGUGUUUCAAACACAAAACGAAUCAAUUUACGCAUUUAAGUAUAAUAAGAAUAAUAAUGUUUCAUGCAUAACAUUACUGCUCACUGAAUUCUGUUUAAAUAUUUUUAACUCUAUAACGGUGUUUUCUUUAAUAUACGAAAAAAAGUUCUAAAACAAUGUUUUCUAGGAUAAUUAUGAUCCAAUAAAGUCGAAAAAAUCAUCCAUUCUUCAUUAUCUUUUUCAGUUUAGGCGCUAGGUGAGAAAAUACAAAAAUUUUUUGAAACUCUUUUUGCUCCUAAAAUUCACAUUUUUAGUUUUUUUCGAUUUUUUUAAAUAAAAUACACAAAGUAGAAUGACAUAUCUUUCAGUAAAAAAUAAAUUUAUUUUAGUCAGAUAACUUUAAAUCGGUAUUUUUAUGGAAAUUGGAAAUGAGUUUUUUUGCACAAAUAUUUUUUGUUGCUUUUUCUCUGACCUGUCACACAAAACUAAGAAUAGCAACAAAACGAAGAGUCAAAAUAAGUUCAAACUUUCAAGAGAUGUUUAUAAGACUAUUACCGAGGACACUAUAGCACUUUUAAAUAAAUAAAACCUUUAUUGUCGCUGUAAAUGUGAUUUUUGUGAAGAUCGCCUGGAGGCGGUCUUACCCGUUAGAGGGUUAAUCCCACAAAAUUUCCCGUGAUCUAAUGGAGAUUCGAACUCGGGACACUUGUAUCGUACAGCGAAUGCUUUACCACUUUACCCAUUACGUGCUUAAUUUCAUUUAAUUUUAUCAGGAAAUUUACUGCAAUUAAUAUUCUGCAUUUAAUGCUACUUUGACUUUAAAAAGUGCCGCGUGCGGAUGACUUUGGGCUCCGAAGAUAGCUUCUGCCCUCUCGUUCGUAAGCUUUACUUUAAUUCUAGCACUUAAGGAUGAUCUUUGCCGAUCCGAUUUACCAUAUCGGAUCAGCGAGGACAAGUGCUAGAAUAAAAAAAAAAGUUUACGAGCUGAAGAGGGAAACAAAGUCUCCCGCGUCUACGGAAAUUAAAAUAUUGCAUUUCUUAAGUUUAGAAGAUACUUCUAAUGCUUCUAAUCAUCCUUGGAUUUAUUUUUUCAAAUUAGUGAUAUAAAAGAUGUAAAGCUGAUACAGCAAAGUAACUUGCCUGAAGUUAUUCUGUGAAAUGAAAUUUCACUAGAGAAUGGAUACAAUAUAUUAUGAGAAAAAUCAAAAUUUGUAAAUUAGUGCAAAUUGUAAGGAGAGGACAACUGAAAGAGAAUUUAUUAUAGAUUGAAAAGUGUGUCAAUAUUACAGGAAAAAAAAACAGUAAAUAAUAUACUUAAAGUAAAUACUUAAGAUCAAACUGAAAGAUAUAUUUUUGGACAAUAUUAAUCAAUGUAAAAUGUGUGAGAAAGAAGAGGCAGGAAAAAAGUGAAAAUUUUGGUGAAAUCUAAAUCGCAAAGCUAAUGAGAGAAUAUUUUUAAGUAUAUAUGAUAUGCUAUAAAUAAUCUCAAGUGUUCUCUUUGCCAAUAUAUCAUAAAAAUAUAGGGAAAGGAUGGCUAUUUUAGACCAGCAUGUGAUUAUUAUUAUUAAAAUCAUGUGUCUUUGAAAAUUGUUUGACAAGAGAAUGAAGAAAAAAAAUUGUUAGACAUUGAUGAUAUUAAUAGAAGAAAAAAAAAGUUGAUGAAGUAAAAAAGAAA
Molecule: messenger RNA, 6508 nt
Organism: Phlebotomus papatasi
Lineage: Eukaryota; Metazoa; Arthropoda; Insecta; Diptera; Psychodidae
Gene: Fas2
Product: fasciclin-2
Exons: 6
Coding region: 360-2684 (774 amino acids)
Biological process (GO): axon guidance; homophilic cell-cell adhesion; dendrite self-avoidance
Cellular component (GO): plasma membrane; axon
Molecular function (GO): cell-cell adhesion mediator activity
Source: RefSeq, a predicted model, not a curated record